AUGGCGCCUGCCAUACGUUCGAGCGAACUGCGACUGUCGUACCCACUAUACGCCCUCGACUUCGACCCCCAGGAUGCAGACUGCCUCAUCGUCGGCGGCGGAGGUGGCGCGGCCAGGAGCGGGGUCGGGAACAAAAUCAGCGUUUUGGAUACUUCCCACGAGGAGGCGCUCCAGAUCGUUUCCGAGAUAGAACUCAGCCGCGACGAGGACAGCGUCAACACGCUCGCUGUUGGUUCCCGCAGCAGCAAUUCGGUUCUGUUUUACGCAGGCAUCAACUCGGCCGAGGAAGACGUGAAGAAGGGGAAGAACGAACAUUUCCGCGUGUUUGCCGCCGACUUGCCAUCCAAAGCCAAGACAGAGCCCAAAAUCACCGAGCUCUCGCGCUCCUCCUUGUUCUCAACCUCAGACACUGAUGCAUACCAGAGGCUGCUGAGGAUAUCGGGGCAGGUCGGCGCAGUUGCGACAGGCACCAUAGGCAGUUCCAGAGACUCCCAGAUCGCCGUCUUCGACAUCCCAGCGCCGACCAGCUCCAGCCCGGCACCCAAGCUGCGAGGGAAGGUGGAGCUGGUUAAGGAGGCAAUGGAUAUGGACUUGAUGCAAAUUUCGGACGACGAGCAUCAGCUUGUGUACUGCAACGACUACGACAUCUGCACCAUGCUCAUCGGGAAGACUACCAGCAGCGGCCCACACACCAUCUUCACAAUGCCGCACGACGAGUCGAGCGGCGCCAAACACCGCCCGACCUUCCGAUGCAUACGCUUUCUGACGACAGACUUUGUGCUGGCUGUGGCAAACGUGCCCAAGGCAGGCGGCGCAGUACUCCAGGGCUACCGGCUUCCUAAGCCAUCCGACCUGGGGAAAGAAGGGAAGGAAGGGAAAGGCCGGCUCGCUAUCUCAGCCCACCUCCCCAAGAGCAUUGCGCGUGCCACAGGCCUGGCUGUCCGCAACCUCUCGCCGCCAGCCACGCCGUCAGCCAAGCAAAGCGACACGCAGUUUGUCAUUGCCGUGACGGGCCAGGACAGCUCCAUCACGCUCUACACCCUCGAGCACCAGUCCAUAGGCGACGUCAACCUCAUCACCAACCUGCACCCCGUGACCACCCUCAAGGGAGUCCACCUUGGGCCUAUCUCAGGCCUGGCCUUUUCCCCCUUCACGCCGCCCUCCAAACCCCCAACCCCUUCCCAAAAGCACCCCCACGUCAAACUCGCCUCCAUCGGCUCCAUGGGCAACACCUGCGCACUCCACUCCCUCCCCCUCAAAACUCUCCCUACCACCAGCAAUACCACCCAACAACCCGCUCCUAUCUCGCGCUACGUGCUCGCUCUCAAAUCCCGCGCGCCGUCCCCCAGAAACCUGCUCCUCGGCUCGGCCCUCUUCAUCGCCUUCCUCGCCCUCCUUCUGCAGGGCAUCAUGGAAGUCAAAGGCCUGUCCAAGCCGCGCAUAGGCGCGCGGUCCAUCACGCCCAUCCGUUGGCACAGUCCCGGGCUUUACUACGGCCUGUCGGAGGCGACGGUGACGUCGCCCGCGUCCCCGGUAUACCAGCACCAUUCUGCAUCCGGGGCCGGGGAAGGCGAAGGGGAAGGGAAGGAGGGUGGGGGGCUCUUUAGGGCGGGGGUUGGAGAAGGGGGGAAGAAGGUGGUUCUGCGGCAUGUCGAGGAGGAGGUGGUGAGGGCGGAGGAUGGGGAUGAGCAGGCGAAGGAGUGGGAGGAGUUGCAUCAUAGUCAGCGGGAGGCGUGGAAGGAGGCGUUGAAGAAGGCUGGGCAUUGGGCUGAGGAGAUGGGCGAGACGGUGUUCAAGGGGGUGUUGUUUGGGGAGAUUGGUGGGGUUGUGGCUGCUAUGGUGGCAUAG
This is a messenger RNA of Parathielavia appendiculata, 1848 nucleotides long. RefSeq lists its product as uncharacterized. Bases 1 to 1848 code for a protein of 615 amino acids. Gene Ontology annotation, cellular component: endoplasmic reticulum membrane. The record is from RefSeq and is a predicted model, not a curated record. NCBI's taxonomy places the organism in Eukaryota, Fungi, Ascomycota, Sordariomycetes, Sordariales, Chaetomiaceae. Gene Ontology annotation, biological process: protein secretion. Gene Ontology annotation, molecular function: protein binding; guanyl-nucleotide exchange factor activity; GTPase activator activity. The transcript has a single exon.